AUGAGAACAAGAGUGCUGCGUUGCAGACCAUUCUCCACCCGCAUUUUGGCUUUUUUGCUCCUGGUUCUUGCCUUCGGUGUCUACUGCUACUACUAUAGUGCAGCCACUUACCACAAAUCAAGUAAUAACUUGCCAAGCUCGGAGGACGAAGAGUUUAAACCACCUCCACCGUUUCUCCACGAAAGGUUACAAAAAGAAAAGGUAAUACAAGAACAAUGUCCAGUGCUAAAAGAGAGCAUAGCAGACAUCGACACUGUUUCAGUUUUUCCAUCAUUCGAAUUUCAGCCAAGCUGGUUGCGGACUAAAGAGUUUUGGGACAAAUCCUUCGAGGAGCGCUACGAGAAAAUUCGAAACGACAGCCGUCGACCUAGAUUGAAGGUCAUUGUAGUGCCGCAUUCGCACAACGAUCCGGGAUGGUUGAAGACCUUCGAGCAAUACUUUGAAUGGAAGACAAAGAAUAUCAUAAAUAACAUCGUUCAGAAAUUGAACCAGCACCCCAACAUGACUUUCAUUUGGACCGAGAUAUCGUUUCUCAAUGCCUGGUGGGAGACUUCGCACCCGGUUAAGCAAAAGGCUCUUAAAAAGUUAAUUAAAGAAGGACGGCUCGAGAUUACCACUGGUGGGUGGGUGAUGCCUGAUGAGGCCUGCACUCACAUAUAUGCACUAAUAGAUCAAUUCAUCGAAGGUCAUCAUUGGGUUAAAACCAACCUUGGGAUCACACCAAAAACUGGUUGGUCGAUAGAUCCGUUUGGACAUGGGCCCACAGUACCUUAUUUGCUUGAUAAGAGCGGUCUAGAGGGGGCAAUUAUUCAACGGAUUCAUUACGCGUGGAAACAAUGGCUUGCAGAGCGACAGAUCGAGGAGUUUUAUUGGUUACCAGGGUGGGCGAGUAGGAAGCCGUCGUUAAUUGUCCAUAACCAACCUUUCGACAUUUAUUCCAUCAAAAGCACGUGCGGGCCCCAUCCAUCCGUGUGCCUUAGCUUCGACUUUCGAAAAAUACCGGGCGAAUAUUCCGAAUACACCGCGAAACAUGAAGAAAUAACGGAUCAAAACGUACACAGUAAAUCAAAAACAUUAAUAGAGGAGUACGAACGCAUAGGAUCUUUGACUCCUCAUAACGUCGUCCUCGUACCGCUCGGCGACGACUUCCGUUACGAAUACGACGUAGAAUUUGACGCUCAGUACAUCAACUACAUGAAAAUGUUCAAUUACAUUAACAGCCACAAGGAGCUGUUCAAUGCUGACGUCCAGUUUGGGACUCCACUGGACUAUUUCAACGCAAUGAAACAAAGACAUAAGAGUAUACCUAGUUUGAAAGGCGAUUUCUUCGUUUACUCGGACAUUUUUAGUGAGGGCAAACCGGCUUAUUGGUCGGGCUAUUUCACUACAAGGCCCUACCUCAAGAUCCUCGCUCGGCAAUUCGAACAUCAGCUACGCACUUCGGAAAUAAUAUUUACUCUCGUCUCUAAUAUUGUUAAACAAUCCCACGACCGUCGACUCGUCGCUUCAGAGAAGAGGUUGGAAAAAUAUUACGAGCAGUUGAUCAAUGCCAGGAGGAAUAUGGGUUUGUUCCAACACCACGAUGCAAUUACAGGCACUUCUAAAGCCAGCGUCAUGUACGAUUACGGUACAAAACUUUUCACCAGUUUAUAUCACUGCAUCCGUUUGCAGGAAUCGGCACUUACCACCAUAAUGCUUCCGGAUGAAACUUUACACGCUCAGAGUAUUUUACAAAGCGAAGUUGAAUGGGAAACGUAUGGCGCUCCAGUGAAGAAACUUCAGGUCUCUUUGAUUGAUAGGAAAAAAGUCGUACUUUUCAAUCCUCUGGCGGAGCGUAGAACUGAGGUGAUUACGGUACGAUCUAAUACAACAAACGUACGAAUUUAUGAUACCAUGUCGAGGAAAUACGUGCAGUAUCAAAUAACUCCAAACAUCAACAUUCGAGAGGACGGUAAACGUGUCAUCAGUAAUAAUAAUUUCGACAUUGUGUUCGUUGCCACUCUACCAGCUCUUACUGCUGUCACUUACAAAAUAGAGGAGCACAAGAACGCAUCUCAUCACUGUGUCGUGUUUUGCAACAAUUGCAACAGCCAAGAUUCCAGUAAGCAAUCAAAUUUCGUUACAAAAAAAAUGAUGCCCGGCGACAUUCAAUUGGAAAAUUCAGCUUUGAAACUGCUCAUAAAUAGGAACACUGGGUUUUUGAAGCAGGUGUAUAGAAAAGAGGCCAGAAAGAAAAAUGUGAUGGAAAUACAAUUUGGGGCUUAUCAAAGUGCACAAAGACAUUCAGGUGCUUAUCUUUUUAUGCCAGACUACGAUUCGCCUGAGAAGAACGUCCUAAAUCCUUACUCUAACUGGAACAGCUUUCAAGACGACAAUAUAAUUAUCGUAUCAGGUCCAGUUUCAACGGAAAUUACAACACUUUACUUGCCUUUCUUGGUGCACACAGUCAAGAUAUACAAUGUUGACGAUCCGGCACUGCUGCAUGGCAUUUUAGUUGAGAAUAUAGUUGAUUUCGAGAACCCACCCAAAAACAGAGAAACUGAGCUUUACAUGAGAAUUCAAACCGAUAUACAAAACGGCGAACCGCCCGUGUUUUACACAGACCAAAACGGUUUCCAGUAUCAAAAAAGGGUUAAAGUGGACAAGCUGGGCAUUGAGGCCAACUACUUUCCUAUUACUACCAUGGCAUGGAUCCAGGAUGAAAAUGCACGGCUGACUCUAAUAACAAACCACGCGCAAGGAGCGGCAUCUUUUGAGCCCGGUCGUCUUGAAGUAAUGCUCGAUAGACGCACUCUAUAUGACGACUUCCGAGGUAUUGGUGAAGGAGUAGUCGACAACAAACAAACCAUAUUCCAAAAUUGGCUUCUUCUCGAAUCAACCACUUUUAUAAGAUCUAAAAGAGAUACCAGUGAAUCUUUCCAACCUGUGCACGAAAGACAUUUCAGACCCGACCAAAAAACCACUGAUUAUCAGUUGCCUUCGCAGACGGCUGACUUUUUAAGCCGAUCCCUUAAUUAUCCAGUUAAUAUUUACCUUAUCGACACCAGUGAGGUGGUGCGAGACGUAGAAGUGAAGAACUAUCAAACGUUAGUUCAAAACUUUCCAGCAGGCAUCCAUUUGGUGACGAUGCGUACAAUCACUGACGAUAUACUCGAACAGUUUCCCAGUUCGUCAUGCUAUAUGGUGCUCCAAAGACCGGCACAUAGCUGCUCCGUUGGGUCGCAGCUUGAAAAGUCCACUUCAUUUACAGGCAAUACUAGAUUUAAUGAACUUCACAUUAGAAACCUAACUUCGGUCAGCUUAACUGGACUUAAAACAUACAAAUCGCUAUCGGGAUUGGAGGAUAUCGAAAUAGAGCCAGUAGAAGUAAAAACAUUUAAGAUCAGGUUUUGA
This is a messenger RNA of Parnassius apollo (apollo), 3393 nucleotides long. The record is from the annotation of a GenBank genome assembly. Lineage: Eukaryota; Metazoa; Arthropoda; Insecta; Lepidoptera; Papilionidae.